AUGUUUUGUCAACCGUCGAAGAAGAAGAAGAAGAGCGGAAGCCAGGGAGCGGAAUUCAAAAGAGAAGCAUGAGUUUGUCCAGUGGCCAUUCUCCUCCCCCAUCUCCUCUCCCGGUCCCUCUCCCCUUCUCCUCCUCUCCCUCCCUGACGUGUUGUCCUGAACUCAACCUAUCGGUCACACUCGGCCUCCCCCCUAAGACCGGCCAAUCACUACCCAAGAAACUGAAACAGGGUCAGCAGAGUGAACGAGCACAGCUGAAGCACAACCCUAAAGGACAGAAAGACAGGAAGAGGAACAGACAGGUAUGUUGUAAAGAGGCAGUCAUCACAGUAACACCAGAGCCUGACAUCGACUCGAGCAGUGACGCCCCGUUUGAGGACUGGCUGAGAGGCCUCAGACAUGUGGUGGAACCUCCUGCUCCAACAUCCACUCACGACCUGAGCUGUCUGGAGAGGGCGGAGCUAAACACCACCCUGGCUCUGAAGACUCGGCUUCAGUCACUGCAGGACGCUCAGUUUGACUCCCAGAGGGCAAUUCAGCAAACUCUACAGAAGUCAGAGAGCACGAAGAAUCGCAUCAAUGCUAGAGCUACUGAAGAGGUGAACGUCUCUCGCUCUCAGGUUCUCUUCACUUCGUUGGUCAGCGUGGAUGUGCAGGAGGAUCAGCUGAUAACCCAGUUGCUCCAAGAUAAGCUGCUAGCUCCACCUUCCCAGUGCCGCGGAAGGAGGAACAUUAAAGGACCCUCCUCCCUGUUUUUCAUAACCUCUGACCUGCUCAGGCAAAAGCCCCUUUCACCAGAGGAGGUCCCGUUCAGCCGUAAGCUCUCCACAUCAGCUUGCCCCGCCCACGCGACUUUUGACCUGUACAGACGGCAGCAGUCCUGGGAGACGACGCCCUGACGGGAGACGAUGCCCUGACGGGGGACGACUGCCGACUGGGAUAAAGAUGGAUGUAGCCACUGUGACGCUGGCCGUUAGAGCUGAAACUGGAGGUGAUGAGUGAGGGAAGGCUGACCUGUGAAGGUUUUCCAGAGUUGGUAGACCCGCCCGCUGUGAUGUCUUCAUGUCAGAAGUGACGUCACAUUUGCUUUUGUUCCACAUUUUUGUAUCUCUUUCCUCUCAUUGUGACGAUAUAUCAGUGCAGACGCUCGGGGCCUUCCAAAGUAAAGGAGAUGACUUUGUGUCCUCGACGUGUUUUUCAGACGCAGCCUGAGAUUUACUGCAGGUAAAGACAUGCUUAGUAAACACAUUUACUGAUCUAUUUAGCUAAAAUCAUUUCAGGAUAAAGUGGUCAAAGUGUAUUUGUUGUAAAUCUUUCAUGUAACUAUGUAAAUGAAAACAUGUUUCCUUAGAAACGGAUAGAAAACGAUAACAAUUGAUCUUAGCGUGAAAAAAACAUUUUCCCCUGUGUGCGUGUGUGCGUGUGUGCGUGUGUGUGCGUGUGUGUGCGUGUGU
Maylandia zebra (zebra mbuna) is the source of this 1454-nucleotide messenger RNA. It is a transcript of the gene ppp1r35, whose product is annotated as protein phosphatase 1, regulatory subunit 35. Gene Ontology annotation, biological process: negative regulation of phosphatase activity; positive regulation of cilium assembly; positive regulation of centriole elongation. Gene Ontology annotation, cellular component: centriole. Gene Ontology annotation, molecular function: phosphatase binding. The record is from RefSeq and is a predicted model, not a curated record. NCBI's taxonomy places the organism in Eukaryota, Metazoa, Chordata, Actinopteri, Cichliformes, Cichlidae.